Messenger RNA from Callorhinchus milii (elephant shark), 1720 nucleotides. Its product is annotated as voltage-dependent calcium channel gamma-4 subunit. The transcript is spliced from 4 exons. Gene Ontology annotation, cellular component: voltage-gated calcium channel complex; AMPA glutamate receptor complex; postsynaptic density membrane. NCBI's taxonomy places the organism in Eukaryota, Metazoa, Chordata, Chondrichthyes, Chimaeriformes, Callorhinchidae. Gene Ontology annotation, biological process: postsynaptic neurotransmitter receptor diffusion trapping; positive regulation of synaptic transmission, glutamatergic; calcium ion transmembrane transport. Gene Ontology annotation, molecular function: voltage-gated calcium channel activity; channel regulator activity. The coding region runs from base 72 to 1052 and encodes 326 amino acids. The record is from RefSeq and is a predicted model, not a curated record.
GGCGGUGGUGGCGGUGGUGGUGGUGGUCGCCGCUGAACCCGCGCGGUGCUGGGGCAGGACUAUGAGACAACAUGGUCUGGUGCGACCCCGGCGUCCAGAUGCUCUUCACGAUGAUGGGCUCGUUCGCAGCCUUCAGUCUGAUGACCGUGGCCAUCGGCACCGAUUACUGGCUGUACUCCCGGGCUCACAUCUGCAACGGCACCAACGCCACCGCAGACGACAGUCAAGUGAAGAAGGAGAGAGCCGCCCUGAUCCACUCGGGGCUUUGGAGGAUCUGCUGUGUGGAAGGCCUUCAGAAAGGAAACUGUUUCCGAAUUAAUUAUUUUCCUGAUGAUGACGAUUACGACCAGGAAGGAUCUGAGUACCUUUUACGUAUAGUUCGUGCGUCCAGCUUAUUCCCUAUCCUGAGUGCCAUCCUGCUGCUGUUGGCAGCCCUGUGUGUUGGAGCAGGCAGAUUGUACAGCAGCAAAACCAACAUCAUGCUGAGCGCUGGCAUUCUCUUUGUAGCGGCAGGACUGAGCAACAUCAUUGGAAUAAUCGUGUAUAUAUCGAGCAACAUGGGCAAUCCCUGGGAUAAGGACGACGACAAGAAGAGCAUGUAUUCUUACGGAUGGUCUUUUUACUUUGGGGCGUUGUCCUUUAUCGUGGCCGAAAUGACCGGCGUGCUCGCUGUGAGCAUUUAUAUCGACAAAAACAAGGAGGUGAGAACCAAAACGCACAGGGAGUAUUUAAAGACCUCCUCCUCGCCCUACGCCAGGAUGUCCACCUACAGAUACAGGCAGCGGAGACGGUCUCGCUCCAGCUCGAGAUCUGAGGAGCCAUCCCCGGCUCGGGAUAUCUCCACUCCCAACAUGAAGGUGGUGAGCAGCACGGUGCCUAUCACCGAAAUCUCCAUGUACACCUUGACCAGAGACACCUCCAAGCCACCCAUUGCUGCCAGCUACCAUCUGGAUCCAGAGGAGAGCUUCCUGCAAGUCCAUAACUGCUUCCAGAAGGAACUCAAAGAAGGGCUCAAUAUGAACAUAGUCAACCGACGGACAACCCCAGUCUGACGCUGCUUGAGUGGGGGGAAAAAACCCUCAAGGACCAACUUAACUCCCUUCUACUUUGGUGAUGGAGAGACAAGAGGUUUGACAAGUCACUAGUCCACCAAUAAAAGGGCCAGUUUCUCCUCUCUUACCCCCACCCCCACCCCACACAUACACCCCCACACACAUACACACACACCACAUUGUUCCUCUUUCCUUGUGGAUCCCUGGAAACCACCAGGUAAUGAACAUUGGCGAGUUCCAUAAUGAAGUCAAAGAGGAGAUGGGAUCGGGAUGGAUAGAGAACAGCUCACAGUCCCAAAAAGUUUCAACCAAAUAAAUAAGUCCGAGGGAGGAGGGGAAGGAAAAGAAACUCCAAUCUUCUGUUGGAAGUCUAAUGGGUCCAAUUGUGUUCAGAUAGUCAUAAAACAAGUUUAAUAUUGAGAACAGUUUUGUAACAUUCAAUAAACGUUGUCUUAUGUCGCAUUUAACAUAGAUACUAAAGUUACCUAGAUACAAAUUUUAGUCUAAAUAGUCUGUUUAUUUUUCUUUCCUUUGAUACUUUUCAAAACACGUUUAAACUCUCAGUGAAGUGCAGAUUCAUCCACUACCCUGGUGGUUCCAGCCACUUUCGCUUACCGCCACUACACCCCGAAGUUCUGGAACUCUCUCCCCCAACCCCUCCACCUUGC